Salvia hispanica is the source of this 1281-nucleotide messenger RNA. The record is from RefSeq and is a predicted model, not a curated record. Lineage: Eukaryota; Viridiplantae; Streptophyta; Magnoliopsida; Lamiales; Lamiaceae.
UAUAUUCUAGCCUUACCCCUCCAUCAACAUAACACACUCUACCUCUCACAAUAUCAGAAUAUAUAUACAUACAAGGAAAAAGAAACAUUUGCUUGUUUUUUCUUGUGUUCCUUCAAACUCUGCAAGUUUUGUUCUUAUCAUUACAAUAUAGUUGAUUGGGCAUGGCUAGCUUAAGCUUCAUUAUUGGGAUCAUUGGAAAUGUGAUUUCUAUACUUAUGUUUACGUCUCCAAUAAAAACAUUCAAGCAGGUAGUGAAGAACAAAUCAACAGAGGAUUACAAAGGACUCCCUUACAUAACCACCUUACUGAGUACAAGUUUAUGGACAUUUUACGGACUCCUUAAGACCGGAGGUUUGCUCGUCGUGACCGUGAAUGGAGCAGGAGCUGCUUUGCACGUCGUCUACGUCAUCAUCUUCCUCAUAUACGCUCCCCACAACAUCAAGAUAAAAUCGGUGAAGUUGGUAGCGGCAGUGAAUGUUGCGUUUCUUGGAAUUGUGAUAAUUAUAACCCUAUUAGCUUUGAAAGGAGCAACUCGGAUCACAUUGGUUGGACUAUUAUGUGCUGGACUUACUAUUGGGAUGUAUGCUGCACCUCUCUCCGCCAUGAGGACAGUGAUUAAGACGAAGAGUGUGAAGUAUAUGCCUUUCUUCCUUUCCUUCUUCCAAUUUCUCAACGGAGGCGUUUGGUCCACAUACGCCCUACUCGUUAAAGAUUACUACAUUGGAGUGCCAAAUGGAAUUGGAUUCGUAUUGGGCUCGCUCCAAUUAAUCCUAUACAUGAUGUACAAGAAUAAAUCGAGGCCCGUAGAAUCGGAUGAUGAAAGGAAAGAAAAGGAAGGAUCGGCCCAUCUCGUAAAAGAUGGGCUUCAAUUGCAAGAUUUGGACGAGAAGACGAAAAAUGGGAGUACUCUACACAAAGCCAAUAGCCUUCCCAACACCUCAAUCAUCACCCAACAUGAUAUGAAAACACCUUCUUUGGGCCCAUUGGAAUUGGAGAAUUUCACUCAGAGAGACAUUGAAACAGGUUCACAAUCAAAUAUUGGGCUUUAAAUCCACUCGUAUUCAAAGCCCAACUCAUUGGUUAGAUAAGCAUAUUACUAUAAUAAUGGUAUGGUUUUUGGUAAUAACGCUUGCUUUAUUUAUUUGGGAUGCAUGCAUCACCUCCAUUUCUAUAUCCCUUGUGUUAUUUUGUUAUGGAAAAUCCUUAAUUACAUACAUGAGGAGGAUGCACAAUGUAUUAUUUAUCCAUUCCCCAAUUAGUAAUUGCUCAUUUAUUCUCCAA